Molecule: messenger RNA, 2621 nt
Organism: Dipodomys spectabilis (banner-tailed kangaroo rat)
Lineage: Eukaryota; Metazoa; Chordata; Mammalia; Rodentia; Heteromyidae
Product: acyl-coenzyme A synthetase ACSM4, mitochondrial
Exons: 17
Coding region: 538-2277 (579 amino acids)
Biological process (GO): acyl-CoA metabolic process; fatty acid biosynthetic process
Cellular component (GO): mitochondrial matrix
Molecular function (GO): fatty-acyl-CoA synthase activity; fatty acid ligase activity
Source: RefSeq, a predicted model, not a curated record
CUCGUGGCUGGUGAAACCAACGCGAAUAUUGGAACAAGGCAUAGACUUUGCUUUGGAGGAACCUGUCGGUUUACUCCUUCUAACCUGGAAACAAUGGCUCUUUCUUCUGCUGGCUGCACCUGGUGUCCUGCCUACUGGCCCAAAGGAUGAAGUGGACUCAGUGUUUCAAUCAAUUACUCUGGUUGUCCAGAGAAACAAAAUCUCUCCUCCCAGAGGAUAACAAUCCUCCCAACUGCACAUCUGAGACUUGAAGCCACAAUGACAUAGAUGCCCCUAAAAGAAGGGGGCAAAAGCCAACUUUCUACCAGAUACAGAACUGAGAGUCUUUGUGAAGAUGCGGAAGAUCUUUCUGGAUCCAUAAUAACUUUUGCUAGUAAGUAUAUGUGCUGCUGAAGUGAGCACUCUGUUGAUUUUAUUGAAAGGGUGAGGUCAACAAAAUUCUCCUGGGCCCAUCCUCUUGACAGAGCCCACUGACUUUUAUCUCGAUAAAGAAGAAAAGACCGUGGUACUUCUCCACCAGCAAAGUCCUGUGGAAUCAUGAAUUUUUUUCACUACCAGAUAUUUAGAUUCAGCUGGUUCACCAAGCCAGCUGGCAGACAUUUCCACAGAAACCAUCAACUUGGGGCACACCUUGCUCUUGCUGACUUGGAAGCCAUCAAUCGUUGUGAAAUGUCACUGCCUAAGAACUUUAACUUUGCUGGGGAUGUGAUAGAUCAGUGGUCACUAAAAGAGAAGAUUGGGGAGAGACCAGCCAACCCAGCCCUGUGGUGGGUGAAUGGCCAAGGAGACGAGGUGAAAUGGAGCUUCAGAGACCUGAGUACCUUAUCCCGAAAGGCUGCCAAUAUGCUCACCAAGCCUUGCAACCUGCAGAGAGGAGACCGAGUGGCUGUGAUUCUACCCAGAAUCCCUGAAUGGUGGCUUAUCAAUGUGGCUUGCAUGCGGACAGGGCUUGUCUUCAUGCCAGGAACAACCCAGCUGACAGCAAAAGACAUCCUCUACCGACUGAAAGUAUCCAAGGCCAAGUGCAUUGUGGCCAGUGAAGAGGUGGCCCAAGCAGUGGAGUCCAUUGCAUCAGAGUGCCCUAACCUGAAGACUAAACUCCUGGUGUCUCCACAAAGCCACCAUGGAUGGCUCAACUUCCAAGACCUAUUUCAAUCUGCUUCUGAAGAGCACAGCUGUGUGGAGACAGGAAGUCAAGAACCAAUGGCCAUUUAUUUCACCAGUGGAACCACGGGCUCCCCUAAGAUGGCUCAGCACUCACAGAGUAGCCUUGGUAUUGGGUAUGCCCUUUGCGGAAGGUACUGGUUAGACUUGAAGUCCUCAGAUAUCAUGUGGAAUAUGUCUGAUACAGGCUGGAUCAAAGCUGCCAUUGGUAGUGUAUUUUCUUCCUGGCUUCGGGGUGCCUGUGUUUUUGUGCACCAGAUGGUCCAGUUUGACACUAACACCUUCCUAGAUACGCUUACCACUUACCCCAUCACAACCUUGUGCUGUGCUCCUACCGUGUACCGGAUGCUUGUGCAGAAAGACCUUAAAAGAUAUAAAUUCAAGAAGCUGCAGCACUGCUUAACAGGAGGAGAACCACUCAACCCCGAGGUGCUAGAACAGUGGAAGAUGCAAACUGGACUGGAGUUGUAUGAAGGCUAUGGACAGACAGAAGUGGGAAUAAUUUGUGCCAAUCAGAAAGGACAAGAAAUUAAGCCAGGCUCCAUGGGGAAAGGAGUAUUACCCUAUGAUGUCCAGAUUAUAGAUGAAAAUGGCAAUAUUUUACCAUCUGGCACAGAAGGGGAAAUUGCCCUCAGACUAAAGUCCACACGGCCCUUCUGUUUCUUCUCUGAAUAUGUGGAUAAUCCAGAAAAAACUGCUGCCACCAUGAGAGGAGAUUUCUAUGUCACUGGAGACCGAGGAGUGAUGGACAGUGAUGGCUAUUUUUGGUUUGUUGGAAGAGCUGAUGAUGUCAUUAUAUCCUCUGGGUACCGCAUCGGACCCUUUGAAGUGGAGAGUGCGUUGAUUGAGCACCCAGCAGUUGUGGAAUCAGCUGUUGUCAGUAGUCCAGAUCCAAUCCGAGGAGAGGUGGUGAAAGCUUUUAUUGUCUUAUCUGCACCCUUCAAAUCAUCUAACCCUGAACAGUUAAUUCUUGAGCUUCAGGAUCAUGUGAAAAAAUCAACUGCACCUUACAAAUAUCCAAGAAAGGUGGAAUUUGUUAAAGAACUUCCAAAGACAAUCACCGGGAAAAUCAAACGCAACGUGUUACGAGAACAAGAAUGGGGUCGAGCAUAGUUUAAUAAGAGCACUGAUGCUUGCCUUCCUUCAGUACUUGCUCUAGGAUAUUUCUGAAGAUUUAGUAACUACUCUCCUAAAAAUGUAAGAUUUUUCCUGGAUGAAAACUGAGUUGUUCUGUACUUAACUAAAAAGAAUUUAAUCAUACUUGGAGAUUACUGUUAUGACCAAACUGACAAAGCAAGGACUUAAAAUAACAGAAGUCAAAUGAUUACUUAAAAGGGGACAGUGUUCAAUGGAUCUGUUUAUCUUGCCCUGAUUAAUCUGUAAUAAAGACAAAACUAUGAAAAAUGUUCAAUACAGAAUUUUUUCAGCUUAACAACUUCAAUGCUUUAGGUGAAUAA